Cygnus olor (mute swan) is the source of this 4972-nucleotide messenger RNA. It is a transcript of the gene MYSM1, whose product is annotated as Myb like, SWIRM and MPN domains 1. NCBI's taxonomy places the organism in Eukaryota, Metazoa, Chordata, Aves, Anseriformes, Anatidae. Gene Ontology annotation, cellular component: BRISC complex; BRCA1-A complex. Gene Ontology annotation, biological process: double-strand break repair; chromatin remodeling; positive regulation of transcription by RNA polymerase II. Gene Ontology annotation, molecular function: polyubiquitin modification-dependent protein binding; histone binding; transcription coactivator activity. The record is from RefSeq and is a predicted model, not a curated record. The transcript has 20 exons. Bases 264 to 2762 code for a protein of 832 amino acids.
CAAGGCCCCUCGGCCAGCGUGUAUCCCUUCGGGGCCAGGACUCAGGGCCGGGCAGCCCGCUUUCCCUCACGCAGGGACCUGCCCAGCCAUCACCUCGGCCCCACGGCCUUCCAGCCCCACUCACCCCAUCGCCAUCUCCCCGCCUCCGCCCGGCUUCUCCUCAGGGCGCGGCUUCACCCCGGGAGCCGCGCGUGCGCCGCCGCCAUGCUGCCCACCCCCUGCCCCGGUCCCUCUUCGCCUCGCGAGAGCGCGGGGUCGCCGUGAUGGCGGCGGAGGAGCCGGAGGUGGAUGUCGAGGGGGACCCGGCGGCUGUGCCCGGCGAGGGGGCUCCGGGAGAUCAUGAAAAUACAGCUUCAAGCUUGCUGCAGGACCACUAUCUUGAUUCAUCUUGGAGAACUGAUAACAGUCUUCCGUGGACAUUGGACAGCAGCAUUAGUGAAGAAAACAGGGCUGUCAUUGAGAAAAUGUUGCUGGAGGAAGAAUAUUAUUUAUCUAAUAAAUCACUUUCUGAGAAAAUAUGGCUCAAUCAAAAGGAAGCAGAGAAAAGAUCUAUGAAAAGUCCACAUAAGAAAACUGGAAAGGUCAUGGUGCGAUCACCUACAAAAUCAACUAGCUACUCAGUGAAGUGGACGUCAGAAGAAAAAGAACUGUUUGAACAAGGACUGGUGAAGUUUGGUCGCCGGUGGACAAAAAUUGCCAAGUUGAUUGGAAGUCGUACUGUUCUACAAGUAAAGAGCUAUGCUAGGCAGUACUUUAAGAACAAGGCAAAAAAUGAUGAAUCUGAAAAAGAAGAGCAAAAUCAGUGUGGUAGCAGUCUUCCUUCUGAAGAUGGGAUAAGGGUAGAAGCAUGGUCAUCUGGAAACUUGAGAGGCCGUGCAGACCCUAAUCUGAAUGCAGUGAAAAUUGAAAAGCUGUCAGAUGAUGAAGAAGUAGACAUAACCGAUGACAUGGAUGAACUAUUUCCUCCUACGUUCCAGCAAGAUGCUGGAAAACCUGAAUUAUCUGUGAUUUCAAGAAGCCCAGUUGAAGAAACGAAAGGAAUGGAACACGUUUUUCUAUCUGUUGGACAUGGUUCUGCUAUUUCUUUACCUAAAGAAGAUUCUCAGCAUACCAAACAGGACACAGCGGAUGUGUUACUAUUUCGAGGUGUCGCAGCAACAUGUUCUCAGCACAUGAACGGUGAUAAAUCUGUGAAUUUAGAUUACCAGCAAUGCAAUAAUUUUAUUGAGAAAGUUGAACAAGGUAGAACAGGAACAUCUCAUGGGUCUAGACAAGUUGCUGAUAAAGAGCGUAAUGAGGAGCAGAGAGACCUUGCUGAUAAUGGAUUGCUUUUUCAUUCUCCCUGCCAAGUGGAUGAAGAUCAUCAAGAGGAAGCAGAGGAGCUUAAGCCACCUGAUCAAGAAGUGGAGAUUGAUAGAAGCAUCAUCCUGGAAGAAGAAAAACAAGCUAUUCCUGAAUUUUUUGAAGGGCGUCAGGCUAAAACACCAGAGCGUUACUUGAAAAUUAGGAAUUAUAUUUUGGAUCAAUGGGAGAGAUGUAAACCCAAAUACCUGAACAAGACCUCUGUGCGUCCGGGCCUUAAGAACUGCGGUGAUGUUAACUGUAUUGGACGGAUCCACACAUACUUGGAAUUAAUAGGAGCAAUUAACUUCGGCUGUGAACAGGCUGUCUAUAACAGGCCCCAACCAGCUGAUAAAACACGCUCCAAAGAAGGCAAAGACACAGUGGAAGCAUACCAGCUUGCUCAGCGUUUGCAGUCCAUGCGUACAAGAAGACGGCGAGUGCGAGACCCUUGGGGAAACUGGUGUGAUGCUAAGGAUUUGGAAGGACAGACAUUUGAGCAUCUAUCUGCUGAAGAAUUAGCAAGAAGAAGAGAAGAAGAAAAACUUAAACCUGCAAAAUCUUCUAAAGGUUCAAGACAAAUAAAAAGUUCCUUUGAUCCCUUUCAGCUGAUACCAUGCUGUUUAUUCACUGAAGAAAAACAGGAACCUUUUCAGGUGAAAGUGUCUUCAGAAGCACUUUUAAUAAUGGAUUUGCACUCUCAUGUGUCUAUGGCAGAAGUAAUAGGGUUGCUAGGUGGAAGAUACUCUGAAGCUGAUAAAAUUGUAGAGGUUUGUGCAGCGGAGCCGUGCAAUAGUCUCAGCACAGGACUGCAGUGUGAGAUGGAUCCGGUAUCGCAAACACAAGCCUCAGAAACACUUGCUGCCAGAGGAUACAGUGUUAUAGGGUGGUACCAUUCCCACCCGGCGUUUGACCCCAACCCUUCUAUACGAGAUAUUGACACUCAAGCUAAAUAUCAGAGUUAUUUCUCCAGGGGUGGUGCCAUGUUCAUUGGAAUGAUUAUAAGUCCUUAUAACCGAAAUAAUCCUCUUCCAUACUCUCAAAUGACUUGUUUAGUAAUUAGCGAUGAGAUCAGUUCUGAUGGCUUCUACCGCCUGCCCUACAAAUUUGAAGUACAGCAGAUGUCGGAGGAACCUCAGUGGGAAUUAAUAUUUGAAAAAACAAGAUGGAUAAUUGAAAAAUACAAAUUCUGUCACAGCAGUGUCCCCAUGGAUAAAAUUUUUCAUAGAGAUUCUGACCUGACUUGUUUGCAGAAACUUUUGGAGUGCAUGAGGAAGACUUUAGACAAGGUAACAAACUGCUUCAUUGCUGAAGAGUUCUUGACUCAAAUAGAAAACUUAUUCCUCUCCACAUACAAGAGUGAAGAAAAGAGUAAUGCUGAAGAAAGUAAGAAUGAAUGUUCAAAUGAAUUGCCAAUGUGACGGCUUAAACAAAACAGAACUGGACUUUUCUUUUUUUCUUACUUUCCAUUUUCUUUUCCUCCUGGCCCCAAUUACGUCAACUUUCAAAAUUAUUACCAUUUUAAUAGUAACAGUCAAAGAAUCCCAUGUCUUUUUAUUGUUAUGGCUCAAAGAUACCUUGAAAAACUAAUGAGUGUGAUCUGACUACAUGAAGAACAUUUAGCAGUUCGCAAAAACCAAGUAUCACAGGGUUAGUUAAUUACCACAGUCUGCCAUUUGAGAAGGAGUUCUUGACUACUGUGAUUCAGUCUUCAUGGAGAGUGUAUCCUGUCUUCUCUCAGGUCUUUCAGUUUUGGACUUUUCUUUUUUUUUAAUUAUAUUUUAAUCUGCAGGUACGCAUCUGAUGCUCAGUGAAUUUGCUCCUUAAUGCUUUAGAAUUUCUAAGUUUGAAUGAAUUCACAGAAGAGAAAUUGACCACUUCACUUGAAUGAAAGAUUGUUAGUUCACUCAUUUUAAAUUUUCCUGGUAUCUGAAAUUUUCUUCAGUUUUGCUUUACUGUAUCAUCCGUUGUCAUCCCCCCAGUGAUCCCUGUUGUCAAGUAGCUUUUUGGCAUAUUCUUUGCCACCUUGCAUCCAUAUUUGUGGGGGAAGGGCUGGCAAGUUUUUGACUUCUCAUUACUAAUUGUGCUCAUUUCCAGUGGAAAUGGUAACACCUGUUUAUUACAGGUUACAGUCUCUGAUCUUCCAUUCUACGGGAAGAUACCUUGUUCUGUUAGAUCACUGUGAUUUGUCCACUUCUAAUUGCCACUGUUUCCUGUGGAAACGAGCUCCUCAUUGAUGGCGAGCUUAGUGCAACAAACAGAAAAGUAUUUGUCUUUUUGAAGGAGGGAAAAAAAUAAACCAAGAACAACAAAACAAAUUCCUACAACUUUUUAAUUUAGUUCUCUGCAAUGUGCAGGUCAACAAGAAAACGUACUGGUUUUAUCAGUUCUUCAAUUAUGAUCUCAUAUAAGUGUAAAUUCAGAAAUUAGUCAUAAACAGAUUGAUCUUCAUUUGAGAAUUUUUCUUGAUUGUAAUUUGCAUGAGCUCUGUGAGCAGGUUCCAUGAGCUAUAUCACUGAAUCUUCACAGAAAAAUGUGUUUUACGUUUUGUUCUCUAAAUCUCUAAGAGGAAAUGUGACUUGUAUACAGUUACUACUAUUUACAGAGAUUUAUCUUGGACAACGUUUCUUGGGUAUGUCUGAAAUAUAUUUGAAAACGUGAAGCAGGCAAGAACUUGAGUUUAUACCUAGAGGGUAUAAACUUGAGUUUAUCCUAGAGGGGAUGAAAAUAGGCUUGAUUCUUAUUUGAAAAAUAUAGAUAUAUGUAUAUGUAUCUACUUCGAUAUAUAUAAGUAGAAUUUUAAGAUUUUAUAUGUUUAAAUCUUUAACUUCGUCUUUUCAUUUGUAUAAAUAGAGUUUGAAGAGCUUUAAAAUUGUAGAGUUGCAUCCUAACGAGGGAACUCCUUUGCAGAAGUUGAAAUUAUUUUUUUAAUCAUGCCUCAUGUUAGUCUCCUGUUUCUAAAUGGAAUUGCAGAACAUGAUCAUAUUAAAAUAUGAGCACUUGAUGGUUCUCUCAAUGCAGAUUCAAGAGCUAUGGUCUUAAAAAUAUUGGUGAAUGUUCUACUUUCUGUUCUCUGUCUAUCUGCUUAUGCACAGUUUUAGGUCCCGCUUCUGUGUAUAAUUUACAAGCUUUGUGCAUCCAUCUAUUUAAGGCAUGUUGGCUCUGCCUGUGUAUAUUCUAAAGCAUCAUCUUUGAGACUUCCUAAUGAAAAAUACCGCAUGGCUUUCUGUAUUUCUCAUUUAGACUGCGCUCUUGUCGACAAAGCAUUCCAUUCCCACUUAGUUUUGGAGCGUUCUACAGUAUUAAGGUAUUCUGUUGCAGUUUUGCAUAGGGUACUGUAGAAAAAUCACACAGUAUUUAUGUACUAAAAGCUGUAAUUAGUUCCGAUUUGUAGAAAGAGAAAUUUAAACCUCAUGUGUAACAGCAGUAUGAAGUAGAUAAUGUUCUUUGUCCGUGUAUGGUAUAUUUCCAACCAUUUCAGGAUGUUACUACUGUUUGGUAACACUGACAUCCGAUGUGCCAGCUGCUUUUCUGUUUACUAAUUAAAGUGAGUUAAAGUACUGCAGUUGUAUUAAUUGGAGUUAAGUCAUGAAAAGUCAGAAAAAUCAAGUAAAACAUAUUUCUGAAGCAG